ACACCGGGGACACCGGCACCCACCGGGACACCGGCGGCGGGAACGGGGGGGACACGGCUGGGUGGGCGGCUGGGGCAGCGGGGGCGCCCAGGGCGCCUGGUGACGCAGCCCUGGCCGCGACCCACGGGACUCUCCUCGCCUCGGGGGACAGUGGGGAGUGGCGGGCACGGGUGUCCGGCACCUGCGUGUCGCCAACCCGGCACAGCUCUUGCACGGUUCUUGCACAACUCUUGCACUGGUCUUGCACAGUUUUUGCAUGGUCCUUGCACAGCUCUUGCACGGGUCUUGCACGGGUCUUGCACAGCUCUUGCACAGCUCUUGCACGGUUCUUGCACAGCUCUUGCACAGCUCUUGCACGGUUCUUGCACAACUCUUGCACUGGUCUUGCACAGUUUUUGCAUGGUCCUUGCACAGCUCUUGCACGGGUCUUGCACAGCUCUUGCACAGCUCUUGCACGGUUCUUGCACAACUCUUGCAGGCAGCACGCUGCACCAUCGCUUCAGGCAGGGGGAGCUGAGCAGCCUCCCGUGCCUUAGUUUCCCCUCUGCAGUGCUGCAUGAGACCCCAGACAUCCUCCCCCAGCUCGGAGGGCAGCGUCAGGCCCUGCCACAGGAACUGUGCUCAUGGCCACCCCCAGAGCGCACCCGCCGUCCCCGCAUUUCCACCCCAUGUCUGCGGGGGCCCAGGCACUGCGGGACUGAAACCUGGGACCAUAUGGGGACCCAGCGGGCAACCUGCUCCCCCCGCCAAGGGGGCCGCGGGAAGGGGGGUGCCGGGAGGAAAAUUCCCGGCCCCGUUGCCAUGGCUUCCCAUCAGGAUGCGCUGGCAUCACGGGCAGCCUGGGGGGCCCGGGGGGCCCCACAGGGCUCAGGCUGGGGGGCUCCCCAGCAGCGUGGCUGCCUGAGCGGGAGCGCGGGGGCAAGCGGGGGGGCUCCGGGCGGGCAGCGCCAGCAGAUGAACAUGUUUUGGAGCCGGUGACGUCUGCUCCAGCAUCGCCGAGGGAGAAAAACAGGCGGCAGUGCGUGAGUCCGGCCCCGCCGCGCAGAGCGGGGCUCCCGGCCGGCUAGGGCACCGUGGCCGCCAUGGCCCCCCCGGGCCAGCCCGCGGGGGCACUGGGGGCCGGGGGGCUCCGCUGAGCCCCGGCCAUGGCUCCGUGGGGGUGGCCGCUGCUCUGGUGCCUGCGCGCAGCGCUGGUCGGCGGCAUCAUCCUCACGGGGAGCCAGCAGCAGGGACCCCCCCCGCCGGUGAGAUGGUCCCCGUCAUCCUCCUGGGCGCUGACCCCAGAGCCGGGGACAUCGGGGGACCCCGAGGGCUCGGCGGCGGCGCUGGCGUUCCUGCAGACGGGCGAUGCGCAGCGCCUGGCCCAGGCCAACUGCAGCCGGGGUGUCGCGGCGGGGGCAGCCGGCCCCGUCCCCCCCCCGGCGCUGCGAGCUGCCCUGCGAGCCGCCCCCGAGGCGCUGGCCCACGCCGCCAACUUCCUCAACAUGCUCUUCCAGACCAACGACAUCCGCGAAGCCAGCGUGGCCGAGGACGUGGAGUGGUACCAGGCGCUGGUCCGCAGCCUGGCCGAGGGGCACCCGUGGGUGCGCCGCGCGGUGCUGGCCCUGGACGCCCACCCGCUGGCCGCCAAGCCCCGGCUGAUGCUGCAGGCCACCAAGGGGGACGGGGACAUCCUGCUGCAGGACGUCUCCAACGCCGCCCCCGGCAACCUCAGCUGGGACAACGAGUGGUUCAGCGCCCUCAGGUCCCAGCGCAGCCCCCCGCUGCGCAAGCGGGUGCUCAGCAAUGACCUGCGCAGCAUGGACACCCCCAAAUGGCAGCGGGGGGACAGCUACGUGGGGGACCCCGGGCACGUGCGGUGGUCCCCGCCGUUCCUCGAGUGCCGGGACGGCCGGUUCCUGCCUGCCUGGGCGGUCACGCUCUCCUCCGCCUUCUACGGCCUCAAGCCCGAUCUCAGCCCCGAGUUCAAGGGUGUCGUGCGGGUGGACAUCGAGCUGCAGGACGUGGUCAUUGACCAGUGCACCAGUGGGCCGGGCUGGUUCGCGGACACGCACCGCUGCGACCUCAACAGCACCCAGUGUGUCCCCCAGGAGAGCCGUGGCUUCGUCCUCGGGAGGUACCUGUGCCGCUGCAAGCCGGGCUUUUAUGGGGCCAGUGGCGUGGCCAGUGGUCCCCGGGCAGGCGCAGCGGGGGCGGACGGGGGGUCCCGGCUGGCGUGCCGGCCGUGCCGCCCAGGCUGUGUCACCUGCCAGGACGAUGCGCCCUGCCUGAUCCAGGAGGACCGGGCGCUGCGGGCGGCCGUGCUGUCCUGCCAGGCCGGCUGCAUGCUGGCCGUGUUCCUCAGCAUGCUCGUCUCCUACCACUUCCGAAGGAGCAAGAGGAUCCGGGCGUCAGGGGUCGUCCUCCUGGAGACCAUCCUCUUCGGGUCCCUCCUCCUCUACUUCCCUGUUUUCAUCCUCUACUUCAAGCCGAGCAUCUUCCGCUGCAUCGUCCUGCGCUGGGUGCGCAUGUUGGGCUUCGCCAUCGUCUACGGCACCAUCACCCUCAAGCUGUACAGGGUGCUGAAGGUGUUCCUGUCCCGCACGGCCCAGCGGGCGCCCUACGUGUCGAGCGGGCGGGUGCUGAAGAUGCUGGGGCUGAUCCUGCUCCUGGUGCUGUGGUUCUUGGCGGCCUGGACCGCGGGGAUGCUGGAGAACGUCGACAAGAACAUCCCACUGGUGAUCCGCACCCAGACUGCCCGCGGGCUCCACUUCUACAUCUGCAGCCAUGACCGCUGGGACUACAUGAUGGUGAUCGCCGAAACGCUGUUCCUGCUGUGGGGCAGCUCCCUCUGCUACGCCACGCGCGCCGUGCCCUCCGCCUUCCACGAGCCCCGCUACAUGGGCAUCGCGCUGCACAACGAGCUCAUGAUCUCGGCCGCCUUCCACGUGGUCAGGUUCAUCAUGGUCCCCUCGCUGCACCCCGACUGGACCCUGCUGCUCUUCUUCGCCCACACCCACGGCACCAUCACCAUGACCCUGGCGCUGCUCUUCAUCCCCAAGUUCCUGCACGCCGGCUCGCCGCUGCGGGAGGAGAUCGCGGCCGAGGUCUACGAGGACGAGCUGGACAUGCGGCGCUCGGGCUCCUGCCUCAACAGCAGCAUCACCUCAGCCUGGAGCGAGCACAGUCUCGACCCCGAUGACAUUCGGGAGGAGCUGAAGAGGCUCUACCAGCAGCUGGAGGUGCAGACGACGCGGCGGAUGGCGACCAACAACCCCCACCUCCCCAAGAAGCGCAGCUCCCGCCGCAGCCUGGGCCGCUCCAUCCUGCGCCGUGUCACCGAGCCACCCGCCGCCCGCCGGAGCAGCGCGGGGGACACCCCAACGCGCCGCGGCUCCUCGGCCAAGCGGGUCCCCGAGCCCAGCGGCACCGGCCUGCGGAUGCGGGAUGGGGGGUCCCAGCCCCGCGGGGCAGCCCUGUGCAAGUCCCGCAGCACCGAGGGGCUCACGCGGGACCCCCCUGGGGGACCUGCCACCCCCGGGGAGCCCACGCCGGGGAGGAUGAUGAUGGCGAUGGCUGCGGAGCCGUCGGACAGCGAGUCGCUGGAUGCCGUCCCGCUUGUGUGCAAGUCGGCAAGUGCUCACAACCUGGGGGGGCACGGGCAGCCCUCCCCGCCCCGUGUAGCCCCCCUGCACAAGUCCAUGAGUGUCGUCACCGGAGCCCGGGAAGCGGCUCUGCUCGCUGCCAGCCGAGGGGCGCGGGAGGGGUGGCACCUCAACCAGCACCCAUACCCCCCACCCUCGGAGCACCCCGUGAGCCAGGGAGCCCCCGAGGACAGCGGGGAGCCCCAAAGCCCCCAUGCACCCCCACCAGCCGGCUCCAGCCCUGUCGAGGGCUCCCAGGAGGACACGUCCCCGCCGGGCGAUGGCAAAGUGCAGAAACACGUCACCUACGCGCCCAUCAAGAGCAUCAGCGUCGACAGCUCCCCCGUCCCGGGGCGGGUGCGGGUGACGGUGAGAAGGACCCCCCCGCCACCCCCCGUCCGCUGCCAGAGCCUGGGGCAGCGUGUGACACCGCGUGGGGACAGCCCGGUGCUCCUCACGGACCCCCCAGCACAGGCUGGGACACCAGAGGGGACAGCGGAGGACAACGCGGGGCACACGGCCCCCCCGGCGGGACAGGGCAGGCUGGUGCCCGCAGCCCCCACCCCAGCACAGGUCUGUCCCUGGGAGCUGCUCCAGGGUGAGAUCCUGAGCCAGAAGCAAAAAGCUGCCGAAGCAGCCAAUUUGGGGACCCCCGGUGACACAGCGGUCGCCCCCCCCAGCCUCAAGCCACCCUCCCAGAGGACCCUCCGCGGUUUGGGACUCGCCAUCAAAGCCUUGAACCGCGCCAGGGGGAAGGAGAAGAGGGAGGGGGGCAGCAGGAGGGAGCGGCCCCUCCUGGCAGGGACAUCGGCCGUGUCCCUCGGGGGGGUCGGCCGGGACCCCAGGGCCAAAAGCGCGGAGUGGAGCCAGCAGAGGCGCAGCAGCGAGCCCCCCGCCCGCCCGGCACAGGGGGGGACGGUCUCCUGCCAGCACAACAACAAUGCUGGCACCGCCUGGGCCGCCGCGGGCUGGGGGGACAGCGGGACAGCAGGACGGCGGGACGGCCCGGCCCCAGGGACACGCCACAGCGAGGAACUGGCAGAGGAGCCCGGUGCUCCCCGGGGGGACGCCGAUGCUGCGGGGGCACCCGCGGGGGUGCACGAGCUCCCGCCCACUGUGGGCCACCAAAAAGGAGCCGAACGUCCUCAUGAAACCCCAGCGGUGGCCGCACAGACACAUCCGCGGGAAGGGACCCAGGCUCCAGUGGCGGAGCUGGGGACAGAUGCUCCUGCUGCCAUCGAGAGGCCGGUGGCACUGAAGGAUGAGGUGGCCGAAGGGCCGGAGGGGCACAGCGGGUCCAUCCCCACCCGGGACCACAGCGAGGUGGAGCAGCCACACGCGAGCAGGGCUGAGGUUUGUCCCUGGGAGGGUGACAGGACGGUCAGAGCCCAAAUCUGCCCCUGGGACGUGGAGGGGGAUGUGCUGGAGCAGCCCAGAAAAGGGCUCACCCCAAACCCCCCAGCUCUGCCCAAAACACCCCCCGAGCAAGCGGGAACCAGCAACAGGAAAAAGGCCAAUGUUUGCCCGUGGGAAGCGGAGGAUGAGCCGCUUGCUAGAGCAGAAAUAUGCCCUUGGGAAGAGCCCGCGGCUCCAGCGGGGAAAGACAGAGCGAGUCCGGACACGGAUGGGACGUCCCGAGGGGAAAACAAACCAGGAGGUGGAGAACUGGAAGGGAUCAAAGCAAGGCUGGCGGAGAUGAGCGGCCACCGGCCGGAGCGCAGGGACACCCGGAUCUUUGCAAAGCUCGUCAGGAGAGUCACAGAGGGCUCAAAAGCAGAGUUCAGGGCAUCCCAGAGCAUGGAGAGCAUCAAGGAGGAGGUUUGUCCCUGGGAGGGCCUGGGGACACAGCAGCCCCCCGAAAAGCCCCGCACCGGGGGCUCAGCGCUGCCCAAAUCACCUGCACAGCAACUGCAGAGCGUGGAGAGCCUGAAGGCUGAGAUCUGUCCCUGGGAGGCUCCGGGGGUGGAAACCAUCAAUAAAGCAGAAAUCUGCCCCUGGGAGGCAGCUGCUGUGCCAUCUAGUAAAGAAAAAUCAAGAGAAGACAAAGGUGCUGUGUCCAUGGAGGGCAGAAGCCCUUCUACAAGUCAAGGUCUCUGCAAAGAAAUCAGAGACAGCACAUCUGGAGAAAAGGGGAAAGCAAGUGGAGAACGUGAGUCCAUCUGUCCCUGGGAGAGCGCGGACAUGGAGCAGCCCCCCGAAAAACCCCGCACUGGGGGCUCAGCGCUGCCCAAACCACUCACAAAGCAACCGCAGAGCGUGGAGAGCCUGAAGGCUGAGAUCUGUCCCUGGGAGGCUCCGGGGGUGGAAACCAUCAAUAAAGCAGAAAUCUGCCCCUGGGAGACGGCUGCUCCACCAUCGAGUGAAGUGGAAUCAAGGCAGGACAAGGAUGGUCUGUCCGGGAUGAGCAGAAGCCCUUCCACAAAUCAGGGUCUCUGCAAAGAGCUUGGAGAGAGCACGUCUGCGAAGAAGGAGAAAGCGAGUGGAGCGCGCGAGUCCGUCUGUCCCUGGGAGAGCGUGGACACGGAUGGCUCCUCUGUGGGUUCCGGCACGAAGAGCUCAGAGCUGCCGAAAGCCACCGCCAAGAAAUGGGAGAGCGUGGAGGGCAUGAGAGCUGAGGUUUGUCCCUGGGAGGGCCUGGGGACAGAGCAGCCCCCCGAAAAACCCCGCACCGGGGGCUCAGCGCUGCCCAUGUCACCUGCACAGCAACCGCAAAGCGUGGAGAGCCUGAAGAGUGAGAUCUGUCCCUGGGAGGCUCCGGGGGUGGAAUCCACCGAUAAGGCAGAAAUCUGCCCUUGGGAGGCAUCUGCUCCCCCCUCCCAUCCGCAAAAGGCCCAGCAGUGUCCGGGGGGGGCUCCCCGGGGUGACAAGCGCAUCAGACGCCAGGCAGCGUUCACCAGCCCGGCCAGGUCCCUGGAGACGGGCGGCAGCGAGCGAGAGGCUGUUUGUCCCUGGGAAGGCCUGGGGACACAGCAGCCCCCCGAAAAACCCCACACUGGGGGCUCGGCACUGCACAAACCACUCACAAAGCAACCGCAGAGCGUGGAGAGCCUGAAGAGUGAGAUCUGCCCCUGGGAGGCUCCGGAGCUCAAACCCAUCCAUGAAGCAGAAAUCUGCCCCUGGGAGGCGGCUGCUCUGCCAUCGAGUGAAGAGAAAUCAAGAGAAGACAAAGGUGCUGUGUCCAUGGAGGGCAGAAGCCCUUCUACAAGUCAAGGUCUCUGCAAAGAAAUCAGAGACAGCACAUCUGGAGAGAAGGAGAAAACAAGGGGGGAACGCGAAUCCAUCUGUCCCUGGGAGAGCGCGGACAUGGAGCAGCCCCCCAAAAAACCCCGCACUGGGGGCUCAGCGCUGCCCAAAUCGCUCACUAAGCAACCACAGAGCGUGGAGAGCCUGAAGGCUGAGAUCUGUCCCUGGGAGGCUCCAGGGGAGGAAACCAUCAGUAAAGCAGAAAUCUGCCCCUGGGAGGUGGCUGCGGAGAAAGGAGCAGCCCCGGGUUCACCGGGUGUCCCACCAAAACCAGCCGGUGCCUCCAAACCCGCAGAGCAGGGGAGCGGCGAGCGCGAGUCCAUCUGUCCCUGGGAGAGCCUGGGCACCGAGGAGCUGUCCCCAAAAACCACGAUGGGGAAGGAGCCGCCCGCCAGCGUGGGGAGCAAAAAAUCAGAUGUUUGCCCCUGGGAAGCAGCGGAGCCCCCCAGCUCAGAAAGCUGCAAACCUGCCGUGCACCCCCGGGGCGCUGGCGGAGCGUCCCCCACGGGGAUGGGGAUGGCAAAGCUGGUGGCAGGAGCCAGUGCUGCGUCUCCAACAGCCCUGUGGAAAAAACCUGGAGGCAGAUCUGAGGGUGAGGCCCAGCACAAGCCCCUGCGCCGCGUCUCCGGCAUCCAGCCCCACUGGGCGAGCGCUGCCCACAGCACCAGCGUUGCCGAGGUUUGUCCCUGGGAAGCAGAAGAGGCUCCGGCAGCACCUGCCGAAACCAGUGCGGACACCAGGAAAACCUCUGAUGUGUGUCCGUGGGAGGUGGGGAGUGCAGAGACCCCCCUGGCAGGGACCAGCCCCGGGGAUGGAAGUCGGGGUGUGAGUGAAUCUAAACCCGAGGUCUGCCCGUGGGACCACGAGUAGCUCCGUCCCUGGGGCCCCCGGCUCCAUGCAGACACAACUGUCAUCAGCGUGAUGUCUGGAGCUGCCCAGAUGGGGACAGGAGUGUCCCCAAAGCCGGUGGCACGGCCACACGUCCAGCGAGCUCCCGUGGUGGCCACCAACCAGCCAGGCUUGGGGACCAGCGUGGCGAGGGGAUUGUUCAGUCUCCUUAGAAAGUGGUGUCACCGUAACACGCUGUCCAUGGUCUCCAAACGACCAACCGAUUGUGUAAGUACAUGUACAUAUGGAAAAUAAACAGCGUUAUCUACAGAA
Messenger RNA from Columba livia (rock pigeon), 8027 nucleotides. It is a transcript of the gene GPR179, whose product is annotated as G protein-coupled receptor 179. Gene Ontology annotation, molecular function: G protein-coupled receptor activity. Bases 1146 to 7736 code for a protein of 2196 amino acids. NCBI's taxonomy places the organism in Eukaryota, Metazoa, Chordata, Aves, Columbiformes, Columbidae. The transcript has 11 exons. Gene Ontology annotation, cellular component: membrane. The record is from RefSeq and is a predicted model, not a curated record. Gene Ontology annotation, biological process: G protein-coupled receptor signaling pathway.